UCCAUCAUUCUCUCUCGCACAGCCCACCAUAAGCUCAAUUAAUUAAUGAUCCUUUCCUCCCGUCUUCUACGCCCCAUUAUUCGCUCUACGAAAAGAACCUGCUCUCCAAAUCCUUCCGCAAUCCUCCGAACUCUGUUGCGACAACCACCACAGCUACGAUACAUUGGGUUCAAGAUGGCGAUGGAAGAGCCUCCGUCGCUGGCGGCGGAUAGUCCGAUAGGUUCUGGAAAGGAGGUAGAUACACCGAAUGGGGAUGUGGAUGUGUCGGGACAGAAUAGUAUGCAGACGUGGGAACCUAGAUUUGUUGAUAUAGGAAUUAACCUCACCGAUCCCGUCUACAUAGGCCUGUACCACGGAAAGCAACAACACCAAAACGAUCUCGCGGCUGUGGUACAAAGGGCUAGAGAUGUGGGAUGCGAGAAAUUGAUUGUUACUGGGAGUGAUUUGAAACAUUCGAAGGAUGCUGUUAGGUUGGCUGGAGAGUUCCCAAACACAAUAUACGCAACCAUCGGCGUCCACCCAUGUAACGCCCAGUCACUCACUCCAGAAACCCUCUCCCAGCUCACGACCUUCGCCCAAACCUCCACAAAAGCCGGCCAAGCAGUCGCCUUCGGCGAAAUAGGCCUCGACUACGACCGUCUCGAACUCUGCCCAAAAGAUAUCCAACUCCGCGCCUUCGAACAGCAACUCUCCCUAGCAGUAGAACUACAACUCCCGCUCUUCCUCCACUCCCGUGCCGCACACGCCGAUUUCCUGCGCUUACUCUCGGAACACGAGAAAGAUCUCCCGAAACGAGGAGUCGUGCAUUCAUUUACCGGUACUAUGGAGGAGAUGCGAGAGUUGGUGGAGAGGGGAUGGCAUAUUGGCGUCAAUGGGUGUAGUUUGAAGACGCAGGAGAACUGUGAUGUUGUGAAGGAGAUUCCGCUGCAUAAGCUUCAUCUUGAAACCGAUGGUCCUUGGUGCGAGAUUAGACCUACACAUGCUAGUUCGGCUAUCUUGGCUAAGAUGCGUGAAGAUCUCGGGUUUGCUCCUAAACCGAAGGGGAAGCCUGGGAAUGGGAAAGGAGCAAAGGUGGAUGCUGUGGAAGGGGAGGAUCCUGGGAUGGGAUGGGGUGGUGGCUGGAAGAGCGUGAAGAAGGAGAAGUGGGUUGAGGGGGCGGUGGUUAAGGGGAGGAAUGAGAGUUGUUUUAUUGGGAGGGUGGCGUGGGCGGUGGCUGGAAUUAAGGGGUUGAGUGUGCAGGAGGUUGCGGAUGCGGCGUGGAGGAAUUCGGUGGAGAUGUUUGGGCUGGGUGUUGGUUUGGAUGGGGAGGUCCAAGAGGAGGAAAGCAAGGGAAAAGCUUUGAGAAAUGGAGUUGAGGGGUUGAAGUCUGAGUGA
Molecule: messenger RNA, 1374 nt
Organism: Cadophora gregata
Lineage: Eukaryota; Fungi; Ascomycota; Leotiomycetes; Helotiales; Ploettnerulaceae
Exons: 3
Coding region: 46-1374 (442 amino acids)
Cellular component (GO): cytosol
Molecular function (GO): 3'-5'-DNA exonuclease activity
Source: RefSeq, a predicted model, not a curated record